AUGAAUGCAACAUUAACCACAAGACAAACAUGGCGACCUGCAUCGGCAUGGUCGCAAGAGUUGGAGGCACUGUUCUGACUGUGUUAAAGCCGGUAGCAAGACAAUGUUCAAGGCAGAGGACACGUGUGUUCAUCCCGCACCGCUUUUCCCACGGAGCCCGGAGCAGUUUGUACGAGCAUGUCCGUGAAGGUUAUAGCGACAAGCCCGAGCUCGAUAUGAGAGCAGUGUGUGAGGAGACCGACAAAGUCAUAGCAAAUGUAGAGAACAGGAAGGGGGACCUGCGAGGGGACGAUGUCAGGAAUAUUGUAUGUGUGUGGCAGGAGCUUCAGGCAGUGAAGACAGAAAUCUCAGGGCUGGAGGAGCAGAAGAAACACAUCAGUGACACAGUCAAAGCUCUAGUGGCCAAGAACGACAAGAAAGCCCUCGGCAAUCUUCCAGAGUACACCCAGGCUCUGCAGAAGGGCCGAGAGAUCCGCAACAGACUGAAUCAACUUUACCCCAAAGAGACUGAGCUGGAUCAGGAACACUAUGGACGAGCGCUCAGACUGCCCAACGCCACACACCCUGAUGUGCCAGUUGGAGACGAGAGCCAGGCAAGGGUGGUGGAACUGGUUGGACAGAAACCAGAGUUUGACUUCAAGCCCAGAGGCCAUGUAGAGCUGGGGGAGGAGUUGGGUCUCAUCAGGCAGCGACAUCUAGCUCAUGUCUCUGGCCACAGGUCCUACUAUCUGAGGGGAGCAGGGGCCAGACUUCAGACUGCACUCCAAAACUUUGCCCUUGACACACUGCAGCGACGGGGCUUCAUUCCUAUGGUUGUACCUGACAUGCUGAAGGGGGCAGUGUUUGAGGGUUGUGGAAUGCAGCCCAACGCCCAUCGCUCUCAGGUCUAUUCACUGGACCAGGCCCGUUUCCCAGACCUCAAUCUGGCUGGGACGGGAGAGGUCGGGGUGGCAGGCUAUUUCAUGGAUCAUGCAGUAAAUUGGAAGGACCUGCCUGUCAGGACGGUGUGCAGCAGCACCUGCUACAGAGCAGAGACGGACACGGGCAGAGAGACAUGGGGGCUCUACAGAGUACAUCACUUUAACAAGGUAGAGAUGUUUGGAAUAACAGCAGAUGAGACAGGAGAAGAGAGCUCUCAGCUGCUGGGGGAGUUUGUCUCUUUGCAGAAAGAGAUGUUUUCUGCACUGGAACUACAUUACAGAGUGCUGGACAUGCCAACACAGGAACUGGGUCCUCCAGCACACAGAAAGUAUGACAUUGAAGCAUGGAUGCCUGGGAGGGACAGCUAUGGAGAGAUUUCCAGUGGGUCCAACUGUACAGACUACCAAAGCAGACGCCUCAACAUCCUGUAUGAGAGAGAGGAUGGCAGCCUGCAGUACGCCCACACAGUGAAUGCUACAGCAUGUGCCAUCCCCCGAACCAUCAUCGCUAUACUGGAGACUCACCAGACCAAAGAUGGAACAGUGCGUGUCCCCCGGGCCCUGCAGCCUUAUUUGGGCCUAGAAGUGAUCGAGACGCCAAAGUACACUCCACUGAAAUACAUCGGACCCAACCAGCCCAGUCGACCACCCAGACCUGCUCCCAAGACCAGAUGACACAAAUACAAGCACACACCUGUAAACGCCUGAGGUGGGAGCCAGUUCACAUUCAACCAUCAAGUCAGACAGAAAGUUGCUAUUUAACACUCAUAAGGAUAUUUCAUACAUUUUGUUGUGUGCCUAUUGUUAA
Molecule: messenger RNA, 1728 nt
Organism: Sander lucioperca (pikeperch)
Lineage: Eukaryota; Metazoa; Chordata; Actinopteri; Perciformes; Percidae
Gene: sars2
Product: seryl-tRNA synthetase 2, mitochondrial
Exons: 16
Coding region: 30-1595 (521 amino acids)
Biological process (GO): mitochondrial seryl-tRNA aminoacylation
Cellular component (GO): mitochondrion
Molecular function (GO): ATP binding; tRNA binding; serine-tRNA ligase activity
Source: RefSeq, a predicted model, not a curated record